Phytophthora nicotianae INRA-310 is the source of this 4093-nucleotide messenger RNA. RefSeq lists its product as hypothetical. The transcript has a single exon. Bases 322 to 3753 code for a protein of 1143 amino acids. Lineage: Eukaryota; Oomycota; Peronosporomycetes; Peronosporales; Peronosporaceae. The record is from RefSeq and is a predicted model, not a curated record. Gene Ontology annotation, molecular function: metal ion binding.
AAGCUCGCUCGCAGCUACAAUUGCACGACACGGCUCCUUACCGGAAGCCGCCUCUUUCCCUCAGUACGGGGCCACUCUAAUCCCCAGCGUUUCGCGUGCGCCAACGCGAGCCACUCGGCCCCGUUCACUCUUCGAUUCCUCCGUCGCAGGAUACAUCCAGGCAGCGACGAAGCCCGGCAGGUUUUGACCACCUGCAAGCGUUAAGAAAGCUCGACUGGGGAAAAAGGCAAACACCUAACCUACCCCAUACAUUCAUUCAGUCUUCAAGUUGCACGCAGCUGACCAAUUCCGCACUGGGGGCAGCGAAUUCUGCACUCUGUUAUGCUCGAGUUUCCCCUGCACGAUGGCUUCUUCCCGCAGAUAGCGCUGAGUCGAGAGGAGGUGAAGUACUACAAGCGGCUGGGUAAGGAGCGCGUGACGCAGCUUAUCCGCAUCAUUGAGGACGCUGACUGUGCGUACAAGUGGAGCAGCACCGAUGGCUCCGCGCACCGCAGCCAUAGAUCGCGGAUCCCGGGGCGGUCCCGCCUCAGUAUCGAGACUAAGGACGAGCCUUCCGUUUCCUGCCAACGCGCCAACUUCCUGGACUUCCAGCCGUCCAACAAGUCCACACACGCGUCUACGUUGCUCAAGGCCAGUGUACAGCUGACCGACACGAAAGUGGACGAGAUCUUACGAGCUGUCGCGAAGGUCAAGACGAAAGACUUCAGGAAGGCCAUGCGGUAUAUGCACGGCGACGCGUUUGUGGACGGCAGGACGUUGUUCACCUUCCCGCAACAUUCGGCACGAUCUGGCAGCGACGCUACCGAUAGAACGCCAUCUAGAGCGUCGUAUUCGUAUCGUGCCAUAAAGUGGCAUGCCUUUAAGACCCACCGACCGCGACAUGGAGAAGACGAGAAGAUCUUGGAUUUCUGUUAUUUGGAGUACGCAGGAAAGAAAAAGCCGCAUCCUGGCUCGAGUGUCGUGGGGUUCUGUGUCCAGGAAUCGAUUUCUAGAGAUCGAGAGGUACCAACUUUGGAGAAUUUCGGUAUUGCGAGGGGGUAUCUGUCCCGAAUGGGCAUCAUAGUGUCGAAAACGCACCAGCCGAACACGUUUAAGGUGACUUCGAUCUGCCAGAUUGACGGGGAUCUCAAUCCAAUUGUACGUGGAGUAUUAGAAGAACUUAUGAAGAAAACUGUAUGUGCAGUAGCCAAGAUUCCGGGGCUUGUGGCACGACAGAGAGUGAGCAGUCUACGAUUCGUGGAGCAGUGGCAGUGGGUUCCCAAUUCGGACCGUAAGGCGUGUGCGGUUUGCCUACGAGGGUUUUAUUUCCGUCGCAAACACCAUUGCCGAACUUGUGGCGAAGUGGUGUGUUCGUCAUGUGCUUUGUUACGAGAACUGGAGGAGCCGAUCUUUGAUAUCACCCACUUACGCGUGUGUUCUGCCUGUAUGACAAGCGCUGGAGCACGACAACAACAGCUCUCGGCGGUGAGUGCUACAGGUACAGGAGAUGAACCGGCGUCGUCUACUUCUAACGACACGGAGUCGUACAUUCGAGGCCUGCGUAGUCCGCAGCACAAUUCUUAUGAGGAUAUGAUCUUCCACAUGCGCGAAUCUCGAGAUCGUGACCGUCGACAGAGUGAUCUGGCUAUGGAAGUGCUGGAAGCGUCAGAUACCGAGCUGAAACCUGCCAAUCCUGCGCGUAAAAUCGACGUCAGUCCGCAGUCACGUGCUCAGGACAAGAUGCAGGCGCUCACGGAUGUUGUGACGCAUAUUCGCGAAGUUCGAGACACGAUUAACCUCACAAUGUCCGAGGCAGCAUAUGGAGAGCGACAGGAUGAACAUAGUGAUGUGACGGAAGAGUACAAUGACAUGUACAGCGAGAUCACGAGCAUUCGUGAAGCAUUGGAGAGCUCCGUAUCAAAUUUUGAUGCUGCACUAGCGAAUGCUACGAACGCAGCGCCUGCAAUGUAUUACUCUGGGCCAAGUGACCGCAGUCAAGAUUCAUUCCGUGAUGGUGGGAAUGGUGAAAUGACACCCGAUCAGUUUAAUUCGGUUGCUCGUAUCACAUUCGCUGCAGCCAAAGCAACAAGACAGGCUGGUCAGGCUUUCUUGUCCGUAGGAGAGCGGCAACAACGUCAAUCUCUCGUUGCUAUUGACACUGGAGAUGACCAAGAACUCGAUGAUGAUGCAUCGUCUGUGGGCUCGGCAUCAAUUGCGAGUUAUCCGACCGACAGUGACGACAGUUCGAUGCAUGACCCAGACCCAUACUCAGCUUCGAACUACGAGAAAAUCAUGGCCACGUACCAGCCCGAGCACGACGAUGAGGAUGAGGACGAUAGACACUCGUCACAUAACUUUGCGGCCUCCGUACGCCGCGCAACCGAGAUCCAUGAGCUGGAGAAGAAAAUCCUCGAUCUGCAGCGCAGUCUCGAAGACGCGCAGCGGAAACUAUCAGUUAUUGACAGUGACGAGCCCGAGCCUGAAGCACGAGCCCGUCAGAGAUUAGACGCCGUGCGUGAUCGCUCAGCUCGGAUGGAAAUUGAAAGCGUAUUCGAGAUCUUCGGCGAUCGCGGCGACGACAACAAUCCUAUACUCGGAGAUGCAGCCUCCUCCGUUUCCUCGGGCCCUAGGGCAAUGUCGUUGCCUUCUGACGCGAUGGGGUCGAGAGGCUUAACGACACAAGACCUGGUAUCUGAACUACGUGGUGUGAUGGCCUCCAGUGAGACUCCCGUACGAGCUAGCGGUGGCUCCAAGAAGUCUCUGUCGAGGUCAUCGACGCCUCCACUGCCUCCUACAGUGACUAAGGCCCCAAUCAGUCCCCCUCCACCCCCACCACUACCGGAAUCUCCUCACAAAAUUCGUCACUCGCUACCAGCUAAGCCCAAAGUUAAUGGUGGUCUAAAUGACAGUCACGAAAGCACCAAGAAGAAACAAACACCUGGUACCAACGGAACAUAUAUGGCUCCUUCUGAAGGCUCCUAUUUGCAAGCUUUAGGUACUACUGGUGGCACCAGAUACGGUGACGAUGACUACGCCUCGUCAUCGUCUGAUGAGGAAAGCUACGAUGACUCGUCCGACAACUUGUCGCUGCUCAGCAGUGAUGAUCUCCGCGAGCCUCAAUUCAAGAAAUACCAGGGACCCGACGCGUUCUUUGUGGAGGAGGAUCUGGGGGCCUUGCUCAAGAAGAGGAAGGCCGAAGCUGGGACGUCAUCCCCCAUUAACCCAGCGGACUCGCCAUCUUCACCGCUUCCUUCAGUUGGUCGAGACGAACGUGACGAGCUUCGUGAACUCAUGGCAGGACUGGUUCGUCCUCGUAGUUCCUCACUCCCAUUCCAGUCAAAACAAAUGGGUGGCGCAUCGUCUGGCGAGCCCCUUUAUGACUUUGAGAAGCCCUCGUGGAGCGACGAUGCUCCUGACCGCGUCCCGACAGCACACCAAGUGGACGAAGCCGUACGUGAGAUCCGUGCGUGCCUGGCCAGCUGCCGCUGCGAGUGCCCGUCCGACACGGAACGAGCACGCAAACUCACUUCCAUUUUCAAAGUACUGCGGUCUCUGCACCGCGAGGGCGUGCGCUCCAAGUUCCGUACGCUGCAGCACGACGAUAUUCGCUACGCUAAGAUGCUUAAGGCGACACCCAGCAUUAUCAAGCUACUAAAGCUCGCUGGUUAUGUAUCUCUACAGCAGAAGCUUACUAUGCGGCGAGUAGAUCAGGACUACCUCGCGUUAUUCCUACGUGAAUUGGAGCAGGAGCUCCACUCUUCCGCUGUUGUAUGAAUUGAGUGAAAUAGCGAUCAUCCAAGUGCAGACUACACGAGACUACAAGUACAAGAUGACAAAACUACAAGAGUAAAAGCAUAGAGUACGUACUAAAAUUUACAACUCAAAUACUUCGAAGUAAAUAUGUUGUUGGAUUGAAAGCACGGAUAAAACCCUCCAGCGCUAUCAUAGCAUGCAACCGUGCAAACACGAUGAAGUACAAACGCAGACGGACCAGGACAAGAUGUUACAAAGUUCCUUUGUGGUACAGUGGACAACGCCAGCCAAACGUAAUUUAGAGGCCGACCACCGGUCGGGGCAACCGAAGCGAGGUCCUCUUCAUGAGUUUAUAUACAAC